CACUCAUACAUUCUCUCUCUCUCUCUCUCUGACACACACACACACAUACACGCUCCUGGAUUUGCAGAAGACAGACAUCUAGGGCACUUCUUGGCAUCCACAGGAAAAUCAUAUGGGAUUAAAAACCCCCAGCAGAUUUGCUGAAAGCUGCCUCUCGAGGGUUACAAGUUCACCUUUUGCAUUUCCAGCUGCUUGUUUGCUAUCCAUGUGGCAACCUCUGGACAGGCAGUGAUCCAUCCCUUAUCCCCCCUGAUUGAGUGCAGAAGCAGCGCAGUGCUAACUACUUCACUCAGCUGACGGCAGACAACAAAAGGAGGAAAAUGAUGAAUUCGGACAAUUUAACCUCCCAAAGCUUCCUCUCUGCGAUUCACAGCAACACCAGCAAUUUAUUCUCAGGGCUCCAGUUCGUUCAGUCCUUCAAGCCACUCAUCAUCCCCUGCUACUCGCUGGUGGUUUUUAUUGGUGUCAUCGGGAAUUACCUUCUCAUCUAUGUCAUCUGCAAGACAAAAAAAAUGCACAACGUCACCAACUUUCUGGUAGGCAAUCUGGCUUUCUCAGACAUGCUCAUGUGUGCCACCUGUGUGCCCCUGACCCUGGCCUACGCCUUUGAGCCCCGGGGCUGGGUUUACGGGCGCUUCAUGUGCUACUUUGUUUUCCUGAUGCAACCUGUCACGGUGUUUGUGUCAGUGUUCACCCUGACCGUGAUAGCUGUGGACAGGUACUGUGCCACGGUGUACCCCUUCCGCAGGAGGCUCACCAUCCCCAUCUGUGCUUACAUCCUGGCUGCUAUUUGGCUGCUGAGCUGCACUUUGGCUGCCCCAGCCUUGGUGCACACCUACCACGCCGAGUUCCCGGAGCUGGACUUCUCCAUCUGCGAGGAGUUUUGGUUCCACAUGAAGAGAGAUCGCUUGGCUUACGCCUACAGCACCCUCAUCAUCACCUAUGUAUUGCCUCUGGCUGUCAUCUCCCUGUCCUACCUGAGGAUCUCAGUCAAGCUGAAGAACCGUGUAGUCCCAGGCAACGUCACCCAGGGCCAAGCUGAAUGGGACAGAGCCAGGAGGAGAAAGACUUUUCGCUUGCUGGUCUUAGUGGUGGCAGCCUUUGGAGUCUGUUGGCUGCCCCUGCACAUCUUCAACAUGAUAAAGGACAUUGACAUCAGCUUGAUUGACAAGCAGUACUUCAACUUCAUCCAGCUGCUGUGCCACUGGUUUGCAAUGAUGUCUGCUUGUACCAAUGCCUUCCUCUAUGCCUGGCUCCAUGACAGCUUCAGGGGAGAGCUGAAAAAAAUGUUUGCCUGGAGGAAGAAGAAAAUUGGACCCGCUACAAACUGCAUUAUGGCCAGUGUGGUGCUGUAAAUGAGAGCUGGUGGGAGUGCACCUCCUUUGUCCAUGCACGUUGGAAUAUCCAGAAGGAGAUGAUGCCAAAAAUCUCUACACCUACACUUCCUACAAUUCCUACAUUUCCAUGAGGCACAGGAGCCAAGCAGCAGAAGGAGGACUGGAGAGAGAAGCUUGCAGCUUUGAGUGUGGAGCUGGGCUCUGCCUCUCCUGCUGAGCACAGCUCUGGGUCUCCAGAAAACAUGCUGGAAAGGCAGCUGGUGGCUCCCAGCAGCAGGAGUGGUUUCAGUGCUGUGCUUUGUGAGGAGCUGGUGCUGGGGGUGGGCUGGGCAUCUCUCAGCGCAGCUCAGCUCCUCCCCAGCAGCAUCAGCACAAGGUGACCGCUCAGCCCAGGGCAGCUCUGCUCUGAGGAGGAUGAUCAGCUCGAGGUGUUGUCUCUCUUCCUAGAGCUUCCCAGCCACUGGAGAUGUGUUUGUUUUCCUCCACCACACCCACAAGACAGGUGAAAAUGUGAGAGCAAACGACAUGGGAGCCGUGGUGCGCCGUCCCAGGCUGCCACCAGCCACAGAUGAGUUUGUGACCUGCUGUGCUCGGGAGUGGGAAGGAGAAGGAACAGAUUGUGCUGUGAACCAACCCCGUCGUGGGCUCCUGGAGGCAGGGCAGGAAAGAAAGCAAAAAACCAAAUUUCUGCUCUUCAAGCUAUCAAUAAGCAGCCAAAGGGUGAAUCUGUAAUCACCCAGAGGCUGCUCCUGUACCAAUGCAGGAGCCACUCAAUCCUUCUGAGAGCAGGGUCCCUCGCCUGUGGUGUGUCAGCUCAGUGUAUUUGCUUUGUGGUUUUCUUCUUCACUCCCCUCACUCCCUCAGUGCAGCAGGGGCAAGCCAGGCAAAAGCAGGAACAUCCCAUUUCUGUUCAGUCCAGAGGCACAGGAGUUGAGGGCAGAUGCACUUGUGAAAGGGUUUUUUUAAUAAAAAAAAAGAAAGUUUAGGGAUGGAGUUCCAAGGCAAAUGUUCAACCAACCCACUCCUCAGCUACUGGAGGAAACUCUGGAGGAAGUAAAUGACAAAAAUUAUCAUGUACAAGAGCUAGCUAUGAGCUAAAUAACCAAUAUAUAAUACAUAAAAAGUAUUUCAAAUAAAUACAUGACAAAAUUAUCACUCAGCUUUGA
Messenger RNA from Melospiza melodia melodia, 2503 nucleotides. It is a transcript of the gene PRLHR, whose product is annotated as prolactin releasing hormone receptor. Gene Ontology annotation, biological process: G protein-coupled receptor signaling pathway. The record is from RefSeq and is a predicted model, not a curated record. The transcript has 3 exons. Gene Ontology annotation, molecular function: neuropeptide binding; neuropeptide Y receptor activity. Bases 321 to 1355 code for a protein of 344 amino acids. NCBI's taxonomy places the organism in Eukaryota, Metazoa, Chordata, Aves, Passeriformes, Passerellidae. Gene Ontology annotation, cellular component: plasma membrane; neuron projection.